AUGUCUCUUUCCUUGGAAUUAGCAGAAAAAAUGUUAGUCUGUUUCGAUGGUACAAAAUCUAAACUUUAUGAUUUUAUUGAUAAUGCCGAAAGUGCAAUUAAGCUUGUUAAACCUGAUUGUAAAAAUAUUUUAUUCGCAAUAAUACUAUCAAAAAUUACUGACAAUGCUAAGGUUUUAAUCCGAAAUCGCGAUUUUGAAAAUUGGAAUGAAUUAAAAACCUAUUUAAUAGAAAUCUAUUCUGAAAAAAGAUCUUUAAGUCAAAGACAAUUGGAAUUAACGUCAUGUAAACAAAAUAUUGGCGAAAGUGUUAUUUCAUAUUCUAAUAAAGUAGAAAAUUGCUAUAUUCAAUUAAUCAAUUCUUUAGAUAUGGAUCUUGCAAAAGAAGCACGUGAAGCUUGUGUAAAUUUACUAAAAAAUCAAACUCUUAAUGUCUUUAUAACUGGCCUAAAUCGAGAAUUAGGUAUUUUAGUCAAAUCUCAAAAUCCAGAUUCACUAGAGAAAGCUAUAUCAAUUGCAUUAAACGAAGAACAAGAGCAAAAGUCUAAAACUGAAAUAUCUAAAUAUCAAUCUGUUAAUAACUCUACUACCCGCCAUUGCUUUAAUUGUAACAAACCUGGACAUACAACCAUAAACUGUCGCUUUAAUCGAAAUCAAAGGCAAAAUUCAUUUUCUCAUCAAAACUCUUUUAACAGGAAUCCUUUUUCAAAUAGUCAAAUUCGACAUUUAUCACAUAAUCAAAAAUUUUGUAGAUAUUGCAAAAAGUCUGGUCACUUAAUUAAAGAAUGUCGUAAGCGCGAAUAC
Anthonomus grandis grandis is the source of this 801-nucleotide messenger RNA. RefSeq lists its product as uncharacterized. Gene Ontology annotation, molecular function: zinc ion binding; nucleic acid binding. The annotation marks the transcript as partial. The transcript has a single exon. The record is from RefSeq and is a predicted model, not a curated record. NCBI's taxonomy places the organism in Eukaryota, Metazoa, Arthropoda, Insecta, Coleoptera, Curculionidae.